GCCGCGGAGGCACCGGAAGGAGCGGCGGCUGCCGAGGGAAGCGUCGGGCUGCGGCCGGGAUUCCGCGGGCCUCGCUGCGAACCGUUUUGCGGCCCUGCGGAGCCGAGCGCGCAGGGCUGCGAGGAGGAGCGCUCGGGCGGCGGGCGGCGGCGGAGGUAUUGCUUGAUUUGGAAAACCUUGAAAAACAGGGAAAAAAGUGUAAGAAAAUGACGACUUUUCGAAAUCAUUGUCCACAUUUGGAUUCAGUUGGUGAAAUAACAAAAGAGGAUUUGAUACAAAAAUCUCAUGGAGCUUGUCAGGACUGCAAAGUCAGAGGACCCAAUCUGUGGGCAUGCUUGGAAAACAGGUGUUCCUAUGUGGGCUGCGGCGAGUCACAGGUCGACCACAGCACCAUGCACUCACAGGAGACCAAGCAUUAUCUGACUGUGAACCUCACCACUCUUCGAGUGUGGUGUUACGCUUGCAGCAAAGAAGUAUUUUUGGAUAGAAAAUUGGGGAGUCCUCCUUCAUUGCCUCAUGUAAGACAACCUCAACAAACACAAGACAACACUGUCCAGGAUUUUAAAAUACCCAGCAAUACAACACUGAAAACCCCUCUGGUUGCUGUAUUUGAAGACCUGGAUAUAGAAAUAGAAGAAGAAGAUGAGCUGAAGGCGAGGGGCCUUACAGGUCUAAAAAACAUUGGAAAUACUUGUUAUAUGAAUGCAGCUCUCCAGGCUCUUUCUAACUGCCCACCUUUGACGCAGUUCUUUCUUGAUUGUGGAGGACUGGUUAGAACAGAUAAGAAGCCAGCAAUUUGUAAAAGUUAUCUCAAGCUAAUGACAGAAUUGUGGCACAAGAGCAGGCCGGGAUCUGUUGUGCCUGCUAAUCUGUUCCAGGGAAUUAAAACUGUAAACCCAACUUUCCGAGGCUAUUCUCAGCAGGAUGCCCAGGAAUUCCUUCGCUGUUUAAUGGAUCUGCUUCAUGAGGAGUUGAAGGAGCAGGUCAUGGAGAUAGAGGAAGACCCUCAAACACUGACUUCUGAGGAAGCAGUGGAGGAGGAGAAGAGCCAGUCGGACGUGGACUUUCAGUCCUGCGAAUCUUGCAGCAGCAGUGAGAAAGCGGAGAAUGAGAACGGCUCCAAAGGCUUCGCUGAGGACAGCAGUGAGACCACCAUGCUCAUCCAGGAUGCCGACGACCUGGAGAUGGCCAAGGACUGGCAGAAAGAGAAGAUGUGCAACAAGAUCAAUAAAACAGAGUCUGAAGUAGAACUGGAUAAAGAUAGAGACACCGUAUGUGACGCAGUUGACCUGAACAGCCAGGAGACUGUCAAAGUGCAGAUACAUGGCAGAGCUUCAGAAUAUAUCACUGACGUCCAUUUGAAUGACCUGUCCACAUCACAGAGUCUUCCAUCCAACGAAAGCGUUAAUACACGUUUAUCAGCAAGCCCACCUAAGUCAGGCAACCUGUGGCCGGGACUGACACCUCCACACAAAAAAGCUCAGUCUGCAUCUCCAAAGAGAAAAAAGCAGCAUAAGAAAUACAGAAGUGUCAUUUCUGACAUAUUCGAUGGAACAAUCAUUAGUUCAGUACAGUGUCUGACGUGCGACAGGGUGUCUGUAACCCUCGAGACCUUUCAGGAUCUGUCCUUGCCGAUUCCUGGCAAGGAAGACCUGGCCAAGCUGCACUCCUCCAGCCACCCCACCAUAGUCAAAGCAGGCUCGUGUGGUGAAGCGUACGCGCCACAGGGCUGGAUAGCUUUCUUCAUGGAGUAUGUCAAGAGGUUUGUUGUCUCAUGUGUCCCUAGCUGGUUUUGGGGUCCAGUAGUAACCUUGCAAGAUUGUCUUGCUGCCUUCUUCGCCAGAGAUGAACUUAAAGGUGACAAUAUGUACAGUUGUGAAAAAUGCAAAAAGUUGAGGAAUGGAGUAAAGUUUUGUAAAGUACAGAAGUUUCCUGAGAUCUUGUGUAUUCACCUUAAGAGGUUUCGGCAUGAGCUGAUGUUCUCUACUAAAAUCAGCACCCACGUCUCCUUCCCUCUGGAAGGCCUGGACCUUCAGCCAUUUCUUGCAAAGGAUAGCCCGGCGCAGAUUGUGACCUACGACCUCCUGUCAGUCAUCUGUCAUCAUGGGACUGCAAGCAGUGGGCACUACAUCGCUUACUGCCGCAACAGCUUAAAUAACCUGUGGUAUGAGUUCGAUGACCAGAGCGUCACUGAGGUCUCCGAGUCCACCGUGCAGAAUGCCGAGGCCUACGUCCUUUUCUACAGGAAGAGCAGUGAAGAGGCCCAAAAGGAGAGGCGGAGGAUAUCGAAUCUGCUGAACAUAAUGGAGCCUAGUCUCCUUCAGUUUUAUAUAUCUCGACAGUGGUUAAAUAAAUUUAAGACCUUUGCUGAACCUGGCCCUAUCUCAAAUAAUGACUUUCUCUGCAUUCAUGGAGGUAUUCCUCCACGAAAAGCUAGUUACAUUGAAGACUUAGUUUUGAUGCUGCCUCAGAACAUUUGGGAUAACCUCUAUAGCAGGUAUGGAGGAGGACCCGCGGUCAACCACCUGUACAUCUGUCACACCUGCCAGAUCGAGGCCGAGAAGAUUGAGAAACGAAGAAAAACUGAACUGGAAAUUUUUAUUCGGCUCAACAGAGCAUUUCAAGAGGAGGACUCUCCGGCAACUUUUUAUUGUAUCAGUAUGCAGUGGUUUAGAGAAUGGGAGAGUUUCGUGAAGGGUAAGGACGGAGAUCCUCCAGGUCCUAUCGACAACACUAAAAUUGCAGUCACUAAAUGUGGUAAUGUGAUGCUCAAGCAAGGAGCAGACUCUGGUCAAAUUUCAGAAGAAACAUGGAAUUUCCUGCAGUCCAUAUAUGGUGGAGGGCCUGAAGUUAUUCUUCGACCUCCGGUGGUUCAUGUGGACCCCGAUGUACUGCAAGCAGAGGAGAAGAUUGAAGUAGAAACUCGGUCGUUGUAGUUGAGGGUCCAGAGCUCUAACGAGAAGUCGUCCGCACUUGCACGCGCAUUCAAGUCAUUCCUUAAAGCAUGUUUAUUUCUUUGAUUUUUCACCUUUUGUCACAUUUAUUCCUUUGUACUGGGCAUUAUGGGAGGGUAUGUUUAAAUGUGUAAUAUAAGUUGGUAAUAUUUAAAUAACUUACCAUGUCUUUCAGUGUACUGUUUAGGUUCUCUGACUUUGGUUCUGGGCAGACCCAGGUGCCCUCUUCAGUGAUGUAAAUACUUCUUCUUGAAAACCUUUUCAUUACCCUAAGCCAAUC
Molecule: messenger RNA, 3234 nt
Organism: Microtus oregoni (creeping vole)
Lineage: Eukaryota; Metazoa; Chordata; Mammalia; Rodentia; Cricetidae
Gene: Usp33
Product: ubiquitin specific peptidase 33
Exons: 24
Coding region: 207-2936 (909 amino acids)
Biological process (GO): protein deubiquitination
Molecular function (GO): zinc ion binding; cysteine-type deubiquitinase activity
Source: RefSeq, a predicted model, not a curated record